GCGGCCGGCUCCAACAUGGCCGAGACGAGCGAGGAGGUGGCGGUGCUGGUGCAGAGAGUGGUGAAGGACAUCACGAACGCCUUCCGGAGGAACCCGCACAUAGAUGAGAUUGGCCUGAUCCCAUGUCCUGAAGCAAGGUAUAACCGGAGUCCCAUAGUCCUGGUGGAAAACAAACUUGGUGUGGAGAGCUGGUGUGUCAAGUUCCUUUUACCGUAUGUUCACAACAAGCUACUUUUGUACAGAACAAGAAAGCAAAGGCUGAACAAAGAUGAAUUGAUAGAUGUCACGUGCACCCUGCUUCUUCUAAACCCAGACUUUACCACUGCAUGGAAUGUGAGGAAAGAGCUGAUCCUCUCUGGCACUUUAAGUCCAAUUAAGGACUUACAUCUGGGAAAACUGGCCUUAACUAAGUUUCCAAAGAGUCCUGAGACAUGGAUUCACAGGCGAUGGGUGCUACAACAGCUAAUUCAGGAAACUUCCUUGCCUUCCUUUGUUACCAAAGGAAAUUUAGGGACAAUUCCUGCAGAGAGGACACAGCGACUCCUACGAGAAGAGAUGGAAGUCUGUGGUGAAGCAGCAGGGAGAUACCCAAGCAACUACAAUGCCUGGUCCCAUCGUAUCUGGGUUUUACAACACCUGGCCAAACUAGAUACUAAGAUUCUUCUUGAUGAACUGUCUGCUACUAAACUCUGGGCAUCCAUGCAUGUUUCAGACCACAGUGGAUUUCACUACCGCCAGUUUUUGUUAAAGUCUUUGAUUAGUCAAACUGUAAUGGACAGUUUUGUUUCUGAACAAAACUCUUUGGGUAGUGAGCCAAAAUAUGAGGAAGAAGCAGCUUCAACAGAGGAGUCACGGAUAAAUCUUCCUCAUCUUCUUGAAGAAGAAGUAGAAUUCUGCACAGAUCUUAUUGAUUCCUACCCAGGACACGAAACCCUUUGGUGUCAUAGGCGGCAUGUUUUCUACCUUCAGCAUCACUUAAGUGGUAGGCACGCUUCACCUAUUACCUGCACGCCUCACCUGUCACCUGCAGACAGCCCCGGAGGAACAUUGAAUGACUUGCACCUCAUUUCAGCAAGUCCCCAAGUGUCUCAGGCAAUGGAAGUGGAUGGACUGAAUGACUUUAGCAAGCAAGGCUAUUCCCAAGAAACCAAGCGCCUGAAGCGGACCCCAGCUCCAUGCUCCCUAGGCCUAGAGAUGGAGCACAGGUUCAUUGAUCAAGUAUUAUCCACUUGCCGGAACAUAGAGCAAGCCAGGUAUGCCAAUGCAUACAAGAAAUGGCUGGUCACUUUGAGUCAGUGACAGAGGGGCUUUGUUUCCAAAUUUCCCUUUUUGUGCAAUACUGCUUUCCUUUUUUAAUGACAUAGUUGCAUGAACUCUCUGCGAUUAUUGGCAUCAUCUACAGGUGAAAAGUCCGUAAGAAAUCUUGUAUUUAUUUUAUUAAGAACUGGCAUUCCUUUGGGGAUAAAAUAAUUAUAUACUUCUUUCCUGCUAAUCAUUGAGUUUUAAUUUUUUCUUUUCAAAUCCUCACCUUUUUAUAUUUCUUUAUGUGCUUAUUCUCAUUUGGUUCUCUAAAAGUCAUUAACAUGCACCUCUAUCCCCACCACAGUUCAGUUGCUGCAUACGCAAAUUUCUUUUAUAAGUUAAGAAUUCAUGUUGAAAUUCAACUUAAACAGAUUAAUACAGAUGCAUAUGGAAUUGAAUCAAAUGGCUAUAUGGAUGGAUAUGAGAAAACUAAAAGCUACUUCUUUCUUUAGCAUGUUCUGUUACAGAUUAAGGUGACCAAAAUCAAAGUAUUGGAGUUUAUAUGGAAAAAUGCUUCCAGCUAUUUUUAAAUGAUUAUUUUUUAAAAAUUAAACUAAUUUAAGAGUUUAUGUAAUUACAGUACUGGAAAGAUUAUUUUUAUUACUAGUUUUGAUAGAUUGUUUUUACUUCAUUUUUGGUAUAUGCCAAAAUAGUCAAGUCAGCCCUUAUAAAAUCUUUUUUAAA
This is a messenger RNA of Jaculus jaculus (lesser Egyptian jerboa), 1986 nucleotides long. RefSeq names its product protein prenyltransferase alpha subunit repeat containing 1 (gene Ptar1). Lineage: Eukaryota; Metazoa; Chordata; Mammalia; Rodentia; Dipodidae. Gene Ontology annotation, biological process: protein prenylation. The coding region runs from base 16 to 1299 and encodes 427 amino acids. Gene Ontology annotation, cellular component: cytoplasm. The transcript is spliced from 7 exons. The record is from RefSeq and is a predicted model, not a curated record. Gene Ontology annotation, molecular function: protein prenyltransferase activity.